AUGACCAAAGUGGAUGCCCCUCCAGCCUAUGAGGAGGCCCUGCACAGUCCAAAGUAUGGGAACUUCCCCGAGCAGCCACAGUACGGCUUCGCUGCGCCGCCGCCGCCAGCCUACAGCCCCAGUCCUGGCGUCUGCCCCGGCCAGCCUGGGCGCUGGGGCCAGGCGAGCGCCUACCCCCAGGCUGGCAUGAGAGAGGGCCCUGGCUUUCCUCCAUCUGGGAUGCCCACCAUAAUACCGACUCUGUCUGGUGGAGUGCCUCCGUCCAACCCAGGAGACAUGGAUGAUUUUUUGAGCAGCCAGUGGGAGCACACAUCUGUCCGGCAUGCCUUCAUCAGGAAAGUUUACUUAAUUUUGGCUGCUCAGCUUUCUGUCACCAUUUCAAUUGUAGCCGUCUUUACGUUUGUUGAGCCGGUGAGGGUGUUUGUCAUCAGAAACCCUGCAAUCUACUGGACGUCUUUUGCGGUUUAUUUUGUGGUUUACUGUGUUCUCGUCUGUUGCAAAGAGCCAAGGAGGCGCUUUCCGUGGAAUCUUCUGCUACUGUCAAUAUUUACUCUUGCCAUGUCCUUCUUGACUGGAACAAUUGCGAGCUACUAUGACACCAAAGCGGUGUUUAUUGCCAUUGGAAUAACAGCGGUUGUUUGUGUGGCUGUCACAAUCUUCUGCUUCCAAACCAAGGUGGAUUUCACCUCCUGCGGCGGACUUCUCUGUAUUCUUGCUGUUUUGCUCAUGAUCAUCGGGAUGGUCACAACCAUCGUCCUCUGCUUCCAAUAUGUCCCUUGGCUUCAUAUGCUCUAUGCUGCGCUUGGAGCCAUUGUUUACACUCUGUUUUUAGCGUACAACACCCAGCUCCUCAUCGGAAACCGAGAGCUGGCCAUCAGUCCGGAGGAGUACGUCUACGGGGCCCUUUCUCUCUACAUCGACAUCGUCCAGAUGUUCCUCUUCAUCCUCCAGAUCUGUGGAGCCGCCACGGACUGAGUGCAGCAUCACGCACAACUGGUCUUAAGUCAGUUUGCCCUGUAAUGUGUUUGAUAUUUCACGAUACCCACGAAUAAGCAUGAAAACUGGAAUGUGUUGUGGCCAGUUAAGAAUAGUGAGAAUCAGAUCUAUAUGCUAUAUUUUUU
Messenger RNA from Myripristis murdjan (pinecone soldierfish), 1121 nucleotides. RefSeq names its product protein lifeguard 3. Gene Ontology annotation, cellular component: membrane; endoplasmic reticulum; Golgi apparatus. Bases 1 to 975 code for a protein of 324 amino acids. The record is from RefSeq and is a predicted model, not a curated record. Lineage: Eukaryota; Metazoa; Chordata; Actinopteri; Holocentriformes; Holocentridae. The transcript is spliced from 11 exons. Gene Ontology annotation, biological process: negative regulation of apoptotic signaling pathway.